This is a messenger RNA of Scheffersomyces amazonensis, 753 nucleotides long. RefSeq lists its product as uncharacterized. Gene Ontology annotation, molecular function: RNA cap binding. Bases 34 to 552 code for a protein of 172 amino acids. Gene Ontology annotation, biological process: deadenylation-dependent decapping of nuclear-transcribed mRNA. Lineage: Eukaryota; Fungi; Ascomycota; Pichiomycetes; Serinales; Debaryomycetaceae. The transcript has a single exon. The record is from RefSeq and is a predicted model, not a curated record. Gene Ontology annotation, cellular component: P-body; Lsm1-7-Pat1 complex.
CCUAUAAGAUACUAUAAUUAUAUAAUUAUUAAGAUGUCCGAAUCUCCAGUGACUGUUCAGCCGAGUCAAGAGCAACAACCACAAACCAAAGAUCCAUCUGCUCCAAAUGUGGAAGAUUUAUACUUAGAAUCUUAUGCGUUCACUACAGCAGCUGCUAUAGUAGGAUCAGUAGAUAGGAAAGUAUUUGUAUUAUUAAGAGAUGGUAGAAAUCUUUUUGGUAUAUUAAGAACAUUUGAUCAAUUUGCUAAUUUGGUUUUACAAGAUGUAGUAGAGAGAAUAUAUUUGAAUGAUGAAAGUAAUACUCCCAAGAAAUUUGGUGAAACUUAUAAAGGAGUCUUUAUGGUGAGAGGGGAAAAUGUCGUUAUGUUGGGUGAAUUGGAUAUAGAUAAAGAAGAUGAUCAUUUAUAUGAGUUGGAACAAAUUCCAUUUGAAGUAGCUGAAAAGGAAUUGAAAAUUGCUCAUGCUAAAACUAUAAAAGAUGAAAAGAUAAAGGGUAAAAAGUUGUUGGAGAAGGGUCUUAUAAAUGACUUUGUCAAAUCAGAUUUGUACUAAACUAUAUUAAUGACUUCAAUUCUUGCAUUUAUGAUCUUGUACUUUUAGUUUAUGGUUAAUAUACAGUUUUUUUUUAAUGAACUGUUAAUCCUACAAGUUUGGAAAUAGCCUAUUGCAUAUAUCAUAUACCAAAUAUUCAUAUUUAUUUUAUAGAUAUUUUACAUGAAACUAGAAAACUUAAACUUAUAAUUUUAAUAAUUU